Messenger RNA from Ostertagia ostertagi, 462 nucleotides. The record is from the annotation of a GenBank genome assembly. Lineage: Eukaryota; Metazoa; Nematoda; Chromadorea; Rhabditida; Trichostrongylidae.
AUGGAUUUCCAGCAGUGGGAAAGUCGCAAUUUGGCUAGAUCCAUAUUGGCGCAAUUAUACAGCAGAGUGAUACACCGUUAUGAAGAGGACGUUAAGAAGGCAGAAAGGAACCGCUCACAGCCUAAUCAUGCCGAGUUGCCGAGAAAUCCUUCCGAUGCAGCUUUGAGCAGCUCUAUCCAUCGCCGCUUUGAUCGCCGAAUGAGCCGCUCAUAUUCGAUUGGAACUUUGCUAGAUGAUGAAGAAGGUGCUCCCAACGGUCUAAUGUUCCCAUCUCUGAAGUACACUGCACCUAGUCGACGAUGUUCCGUCGACGACUCCAUCGCUUUUCUGCCGGAUUCCCCAGAAUCGUCCGAUUCACAAGCUUCUCUUCGUCGAACUCAGUCCACUGCAGCACUGGGAUCAACGUACUCUUUGACAGCAGAGCGCCCAUUAUGGUUUGGUCCGUCUUCUGUGGCGUACUAC